Messenger RNA from Brassica oleracea var. oleracea, 688 nucleotides. Its product is annotated as pentatricopeptide repeat-containing protein At1g63330-like. Lineage: Eukaryota; Viridiplantae; Streptophyta; Magnoliopsida; Brassicales; Brassicaceae. The coding region runs from base 1 to 531 and encodes 176 amino acids. The transcript has 3 exons. Gene Ontology annotation, molecular function: protein binding. The record is from RefSeq and is a predicted model, not a curated record.
AUGAGGAAUGUCCUCCGGCACAACCAUCUCGUUCAAAAGAUCAAGGUUCCAUUCCUGGCUCUCAAGAUCGAUCAGAUGAUGCACCCGGAGGUUUUUUGCGGUGUGCCUCCUGAUAUUUGGACCUACAGUAUUUUGCUAGAUGGAUUUUGCAAAAAGGGGAAGCUAGAUAAAGCAUUGGCUGGCAAAGUGGAAGCUGAGUGGGAUUUGUUUUGUAGCCUCGGACUCAAAGGAGUGAAGCCUGACGUUGUAACCUACAAUACAAUGAUCUCAGGCUUGUGUAAUAAUAAAUUAAAGCAUGAAGCAUAUGCCUUGUUGAGAAAAAUGAAACAAGACGGGUCUCUCCCAGAUGAUCGUACCUCUAAUGCGCUAAUCAGGGCACAUCUUGAAGAUGGUGACAAAGCUGCAUCAGCUGAAUUCAUCAAGGAAAUGAGGAACCGCGGGUUUACUGGAGAUGCUUCAACAUUUGGCUUAGUCACUAAUAUGUUACAUGAUGGGAGAUUGGACAAAAGCUUCCUCGACAUGCUUUUUUAAACAUGUCGAGCAACUAUGUUUCCGCUGAAAGCAGGCAUCUUAAAACUGUUUUAUCCUGGAGAGAAGAGGAGUGGUAGAUCAAUUCUCUUUCCUUUAAAGUAACUGUGAGGUAAAUCAAGUUAUUUAAAUUCUGAUGUUGCAUUGAGUUAGAUUUUGU